CAAAAUAUACACAAUCCCCCAAAAUAUUUUCAAGACACCAAGCACUUCACUCUUACUGAAGCAAGAAAAUGAAGGGAGGAAUCCUUUCGGUGUUGGUUGCUGUAGCCAUGGUUCAAUUCAUGGUUAAUCCAGGAGAGGCCAUCACCUGUGGGGACGUGAACUCAGACUUGGCUGCUUGCGUUUCCUAUCUCACCGGAAAAGGUGGUGAUUUCCCUCCACCAGAAUGUUGUGCCGGGGGGAUCAAAUUAAAGGAAAGUGCUGUCAGCAUUGCAGACAAGCAAGCUGCAUGUGAAUGUGUCAAGGCAGCCGCUGCUCGCAUCCCAGAUAUCAAGGAUGAGGCUGCAUCCUCUCUCCCUGCCAAGUGCAAGGUUCAAGCGGACUUUCCCAUCUCCAAAAACUUCAAUUGUGCCGACAUUCACUAAGAUGAAGGGAAACAUGCAGGGCGCAGAAAUAAAGCUUUUGGAUGGUUGGGGUACUGUUACCGAUGGGCGAUCUCCAUAUUUAGUGUUCACUACUUAAAUUAUGUAUAAAUAAAAGUUGUUAUAUACAAGAGUCGAAGUAAGGCACCUAGUUCUGCUGUGAUUCUUGUAAUGGUUUAUGAGACU
Messenger RNA from Populus euphratica (Euphrates poplar), 605 nucleotides. RefSeq names its product non-specific lipid-transfer protein A-like. Gene Ontology annotation, molecular function: lipid binding. The record is from RefSeq and is a predicted model, not a curated record. Bases 69 to 422 code for a protein of 117 amino acids. Gene Ontology annotation, biological process: lipid transport. The transcript has 2 exons. NCBI's taxonomy places the organism in Eukaryota, Viridiplantae, Streptophyta, Magnoliopsida, Malpighiales, Salicaceae.